UAAUUAUAAUUACUCACUAUGUUCGAAAAUAGUAUCCUAUAUACGACAUCCGCUGAGAAAAGAAUUACUGGCGAAAAUUAAUAUCCCUGAUCCACCGAAGAAUUUUCGAGGGUUAACACUAAAGGUUCUUUAUGAAACAAGAGAAGAAUUUAUGGAUGAUUACCAAGGAUGGAUUAAUUUAAGGUGGCCACUAGCUGAAACUAUGGACAGAAUAACGAGUGGCAAAUCACUGGUCUAUAUCGUUCACUUUCCUAUGCUUCAAACAAUUCCUCAUAUAGUCUUUAUAUCACUUGAUGAUACACCAUUAUGCGUUUUAGAAAAAGAUCCACUUGCAAGAGUAGUAGAAUUGAAGCAUAAUCUGUUACCUCCGCAAUUCAACCCAGCUUCACUACCUAUUUCAACUACAGCAGCGAUAUCAACUACUUCAACUACUGAAGCACCAUCUAUCGAUGAGAUACUGAAAUUAUCCGAGCCAGAAGGCCCGGAGACUUUUUUUAGGAAAGAGUUGGAUGAAUUGUCAAAAGGAUGCGGUCACAUAAAUUCAGAUGACAAUUUUGAAUUUGAGGAUAAUGUUAGAUUGAGACCAGGACAAUGGCCGUGGUUAGCAGCCAUUUAUAUCACCAACACUACUUCCAAGUUUCACUGCUCGGGGACUCUUAUUAGUAACAGGCAUAUCUUGACAGCUGCUCACUGCACCUAUUAUAAAGACCGCAAACUAACCCUGAACUUCUUGCUCGUAUUCUUGGGCCGCUACCGAUUGGACGAAUGGGAGGAACCAUUUUCCGACAACUACGAGGUGUCUUUAAUCGAUGUCCACCCCGACUACAAGCUUGGCUUAACUUCCGAAGCCGAUCUCGCCAUUUUAAAACUCUCCAGAAGUGUUCGCUUCAGGCCGACUGUCCGUCAUCUGUGCAUCCACACAGACUUUGAACAAAGAUUUGGUCCAGUUGAAGAACGUGGGUACGUCGCCGGGUGGGGGGACAAGACUCCAGCUUCAAAGGAAGAUCGAGAAAUCGUCGAGGAAUCUUCAGUUGCAAAGUUGCACGUAGCUCCGAUAAUUUCUCCAAAAAAAUGCGCGAAAAAGACCCGAAAACUCCAGGAAUUCAUUACUGGCAACACUUUCUGCUCCAAGUCACAAAAUGGCGUCAGCGGCCCGUGUAAUAGCGACCGUGGCACUGGCCUCGCUGUUGAGGUUUUCCAGAAGUUUCACCUACGGGGUAUCGUUUCUAUGUCGGCUGUCGGUAAAACAGCUCUCGUUUGUGAUCACAAAGAUUUUGUGGUCUGUGUUGAUGUGUAUCCGUAUACAUAUUGGAUUUUACUGAAAAUCUUUGAAGAAUAA
This is a messenger RNA of Cotesia glomerata, 1339 nucleotides long. RefSeq names its product serine protease gd-like. The transcript is spliced from 4 exons. Lineage: Eukaryota; Metazoa; Arthropoda; Insecta; Hymenoptera; Braconidae. Gene Ontology annotation, biological process: proteolysis. Bases 152 to 1339 code for a protein of 395 amino acids. The record is from RefSeq and is a predicted model, not a curated record. Gene Ontology annotation, molecular function: serine-type endopeptidase activity.